This is a messenger RNA of Aspergillus bombycis, 612 nucleotides long. RefSeq lists its product as uncharacterized. Bases 1 to 612 code for a protein of 203 amino acids. The transcript is spliced from 2 exons. NCBI's taxonomy places the organism in Eukaryota, Fungi, Ascomycota, Eurotiomycetes, Eurotiales, Aspergillaceae. The record is from RefSeq and is a predicted model, not a curated record.
AUGUAUCCCACCAUCCCAUAUGUGGCUCUCUUCCUCUUUGCCUUUCAGGUAUACAGGUCUAAUCCACCACAAGAGAGCUCCAACCCGGUACUUAGGGCUAGUCUCGAUCUGGGUAGUAUCUUUGAAGAUAUCUUCAGGAGUCAUAUACCAGAAGGAACAACAAACAGCACCUUGAAAAAUGUUGGGAAUGCUAUUGAUGGCCUGGUAGGCUUGUUCUCACCGACUCUCAUGAAGGAUGUCGUAUCAUCUGUCACCCACAUGGCUGAUCUUUUCGACAAUGAAACUUCAGUGCGGACAAAAUCAAUCAUCCAGUUAGGAGCUGACCAGCUCACUAAUGACACGAUCAAUGCGGUAACAAGCCUACUGGAUAAUGCAAACGUCCUCCUUACUGCAGACAACGUCGCAUCAGUCAACAACCUACUUGAGCAAGCAUCCCCUCGUCUCACAGAGGUUUUCAAUGAGAUAAACAACCCUCCUCAUCGCAGAUUUGCUGUCGACUUACUGUCUACCGAUGUUGUCAACAAUAUCGGACCAAUCGUAAACGCCACCGCUCCAGUCCUUUCUACAGAGCUUGUUGACAAGCUCCAAACUACCCUGAACAAACGCUGGUGA